Messenger RNA from Cantharellus anzutake, 2761 nucleotides. RefSeq lists its product as uncharacterized. Gene Ontology annotation, cellular component: nucleotide-excision repair factor 1 complex. Gene Ontology annotation, biological process: double-strand break repair via homologous recombination; resolution of meiotic recombination intermediates; nucleotide-excision repair involved in interstrand cross-link repair. The coding region runs from base 55 to 2610 and encodes 851 amino acids. NCBI's taxonomy places the organism in Eukaryota, Fungi, Basidiomycota, Agaricomycetes, Cantharellales, Hydnaceae. The transcript has 11 exons. Gene Ontology annotation, molecular function: damaged DNA binding; single-stranded DNA binding; single-stranded DNA endonuclease activity. The record is from RefSeq and is a predicted model, not a curated record.
CAGGAGGGGUUUCUCAAAGCAUUCUCUGACCAACCCGAAUAUUUUACUGCGGGGAUGUUCCCCCUUCAGACAGUUAUGAAAGAACUUCAUCUCCGGAAUGUUCACCUAUAUCCUCGGUUUCACCAGCGCAUUCAGGACGAUCUGCAGCGCAGACGAGCGGACACGGUCGAACUUUAUCAACAGCUGAGCCCCACAAUGAUGGACAUACAUACUGCUAUCGUCGAAUGUAUGAAUGGCACGCUGUCAGAGCUAAAAAGAAGCAAUAUGUCUCAGGCUCUCGACCUGGAUGAUCUUAAUGUCGAAAACGCAUACUUUAGGUCAUUUGACGCUCUGGUUAGAAGACAGCUGGAUCCAGUGUGGCACAAGGUUGGCGUGAAAACGAAGCAGCUCGUGGCCGACAUCAUUCAACUUCGGAAACUUUUGUCAUACCUUCUGUCCUACGACCCUGUUACAUUUCUUUCUUAUGUCGAAACGGUUCGAGAAACGUGCGUACUCACCAAUUCAGGGGGGAAAAAGCAGCCUGCCAUGUUGAGCGCCUGGCUUAUGACCGAUGCUGCAAAUGUUAUCUUUACGCAGGCCCGUCGCCGGGUCUAUAUUCAAUACAAGGUACCAAAGGAUGGGCCACUGCUGAGAGAGGAUGCAGAACUCGAAGAAGCCUGGAAUGUCUUGGAUGAGAUUGAAGGAAGGGACCCGCUUCCAUCCUCAUCCAGAACAAAAACUUAUCAGGAAGCUGACGGAUGGCAGGACUGGAUGCCUAGUGGCAUGGGGCCCGUUCUUGAAGAUCUCCCUAAAUGGAAGGUGCUAUCAGACAUCCUGGACGAGGUCGAACAAACAAUGUCAAUCAACCCCGCCUCAAUGUUGGCACCUGGAAGUGACAUCAUCUUAAUUAUGGCAAAUGAUCACCAGACUUGUGGCCAGUUACGAGAAUUCCUUUCUACUAAGCAUCUAUAUCCUGCUACUCCAGGGCGUCACUUUCUGGAGGCUCGGUUGCUUGGAUACUUGCAUUGGAAGAAGAAUCUGCGUGCCGAUUCGGAGCAUAGUACCGGCGCGGCGCCCACGAAUCAACCCCACAAUCUCAAUAGAGGAUCCGGUGACAGUCAGUUAAGCGAAGGCCUAAGGAAGAAGGACACAGCAAAGGCACUUGCACGAGCAAAUCGCAGACGAGUGCGAGGGGGUGCCCCAGGUGGCGCGACUCAUCAAAGUGAUGGGGGCCAUGAUGUGAUUGAUGUUGACGCUGAGGAUUUACAUGUAUUAGACAAUCUGCAACCCAUUGGUUCCUCUCCAGACCUAGGGUUUCCACUUCCUCCCGAGGCAUACUCGCAAAUCAAGAAGGAAAGCCUUGAACGAACACAGCCAGCGAACAUGGUUCCCACCAUUCAGGAGCAUCCUCAGGCGAAUUUCCCAGAUCUUUCCGAAGUUUCAAACCUUGAAACCCCGCAGUCGGAUUACGGUCUGUUACCUCCUGACCACACUAUCAUCAUACGCCCAUAUGGUGAUGACAGUGAUGACAUGAUGCUAGCAGAGCUUCGCCCUCGAUGGAUAAUUAUGUAUGAGCCGAGUAUAGAUUUCAUUCGACGAGUCGAGGUAUACCGCAGCUUAAGCCCUGGUUUGGCACUCAGGCUCUACUUUAUGGUCCACCAAGGGACGAGUGAGGAGCACAAGUAUCUUGCGGGAAUCCGUAAGGAGAAGCACGCGCUCGAGCGAUUAAUUGAUGAGCGAGCUAAAAUGGUUCUUGCGCUCGAUACUGCUCCGAUACCUCUGAUAGCAGGCACGACGGACCACCUUAUCAAUGCAAUCAGUUCGCGCAACGCUGGAGGGCAGGGCGGCUCGAUGACUGAGCCACCACGGAUACUGGUCGAUAUCCGAGAGUUUCGCUCGAGUCUCCCUAAUCUACUCAACAAGGCGAGGAAUAUCACCACCCCUCUCACGCUCACGGUGGGUGACUACAUACUGACGCCCGAUAUUGUCGUGGAGCGGAAGAGUCUGCCUGACUUGGUGCAAAGUUUGCAAAGUGGUCGCCUGUAUAAUCAAUGCGAACUGAUGUCAGCGCAUUACAGACAACCUGUCUUGUUGAUUGAGUUCGAGGAGAACAAAUCGUUUUCGAUGCAGAGUAUUGUCGAUACCACUAGUGCCGCAAAACGAGCUGCCUCAAAGACACGCAAAGUGGCUAAUGAGCCAUCGUCUUCCACACUAGCCCGUAUUGACCCAAACAGUGUGCAGUCCAAGCUUGUUCUUCUGACUCUGCACUUCCCACGCCUCAGAAUCAUUUGGUCCAGUUCUCCCCAUGCCACGGUAGGUAUCUUCGCAGACCUAAAAUCAGGGGUGGGCGAGCCGGACCCUGAAAGGGCGGUCACUGUUGGGACAGAUGCACCAAACACAGGUGAGGGCGGGAGAGGGACUUUGGCAGUGUCGCUGGAGAAUACCGCGGCACAGGAGUUGCUUAGAAGUUUGCCUGGAGUAGGUACGAAGAAUUAUCGGCAUGUGAUGAAUCGGGUAGGAAGUAUUCGGGAACUGUGCGAGUUGCAGCAAAAAGAGGUUGAGGAGCUUUUGGGGGUUGAACCUGGCCGAAAGUUGUAUGAUUUCUUACAACGGGGAUUGAAAGGGAGGUGACCGAGUCUUCUGUUUGGUGGGAAAUGAAGUCCUAGCUCGGUGUGGUAGACUAGUUGAAUGCCGGAAGGGUGGAUUGUAUCAUAUUGCUAACAUAUCGCAUCACUCGUUUUAGAGUAGCGUGCUAUCGAGGCGAUCCUCCUCGAAAUCGCCC